Molecule: messenger RNA, 855 nt
Organism: Galeopterus variegatus (Sunda flying lemur)
Lineage: Eukaryota; Metazoa; Chordata; Mammalia; Dermoptera; Cynocephalidae
Product: probable histone-lysine N-methyltransferase PRDM7
Exons: 5
Biological process (GO): regulation of DNA-templated transcription; positive regulation of reciprocal meiotic recombination
Cellular component (GO): nucleus
Molecular function (GO): histone H3K4 methyltransferase activity; protein binding; recombination hotspot binding
Source: RefSeq, a predicted model, not a curated record
AUGUCCAGGGCACUGUUAAGUAAUGAAUCUUGUUUGAAGAAAUUGUCGGGAACAACAGAUUCACUGAACACAAGUGACUCAGAGAAGGCCCAGAGACGAGUGUCCCCUCCUGCAGAAGCAAGUGCCUCCAGACGGCACUCUAGACAAAAAUUGGAACUCAAGAGAAAGGAGAUUGAAGUGAAGACGUAUAGCCUGUGAGAAAGGAAGAGUCAUGCAUACAAAGAGGUCGAUGAGCCUCAGGAUGAUGACUACCUGUAUUGUGAGAAAUGCCAGAACUUCUUCAUUGACAGCUGUGCGGCCCAUGGACCCCCUACAUUUGUAAAGGACAGUGCAGUGGACAAGGGGCAUCCCAACCGCUCAGACCUCACUUUGCCCCCUGGGCUGAGAAUUGGGCCAUCGGGCAUCCCCGAGGCCAGGCUUGGGGUAUGGAAUGAGGCAUCCGAUCUGCCCUUGGAUCUGCACUUUGGCCACUUUGAGGGCCAGAUCACAGAAGAUGAAGAGGCAGCAAACAGUGGAUACUCCUGGCUGAUCACCAAGGGGAGAAACUGCUAUGAGUAUGUGGAUGGAAAGGACCAAUCUCGGGCCAACUGGAUGAGGUAUGUGAACUGUGCCCGGGAUGAUGAGGAGCAGAACCUGGUGGCCUUUCAAUACCGUAGGCAGAUCUUCUAUCGAACUUGCCAGGUCAUCAGGCCGGGCUGUGAACUGCUGGUCUGGUAUGGGGACGAAUAUGGCCAGGAGCUGGGUAUCAAGUGGGGCAGCAAGUGGAAGAAAGAGCUCACGGCAGGGAGAGGUGGGCAUCACUAUUAUUCUUUAAAAAGGACAGAAAAGGAAGAAUUCUCCUUGGGAAUUUUCAUG